AGACCAAUCAACCAACCAAUAGCCCUACUGUGGGCUAUCUGUUGUGAAAAGCUUAAGUGGACCUCUCCGAGGAAGUUAACUGUCACACAUCCAGCGGAUGGCAUGAAGAUGCAAGAUGAGGAUUGCAGAACUGAAAGGUUUAGAUCACCUGUCAAAACGCCCCUACAAUGGAUUAUUUUAAUUGCAGUGCUUGCUGCUAUUUUGUAUGUUUUUACAUGGGAUGAAGCAACAGCUUCCCCUCCAAAACCAUUCGGUCAAAUAGUCCAUCCCAACAACACCAGCAAUGUGAAAGAGAAGGAUACCGUUCUCCUCAUCUGGUUCAUACCUUUCGGUAGAAAGACUCAACUGAAGUCCUGUGCCACUGAGUUCCGCAUCGAAGGCUGUUGUCUCACUGACGACAGAAAUGCUUACCUGGACGCGGACGGAGUGCUCCUUCACCACCGAGACAUCGCCAGAGACAUGUCUAACCUGCCCCGCCUCCCUCGCCCCGUCUUCCAGAAGUGGAUAUGGAUGCUGUUUGAAUCGCCUCACAAUUCCCAAAAGAUCCCAGGCCUGGACGAUCUAUUCAACGUCACCAUGUCCUACCGUGCGGAUGCUGACAUCUUGGUGCGCGAGCAGCUGAAUCCAAAGUCACAGGGGAGUGAGGACCUGGUUCCUUUAGAAGCCAAAUCUAAAAUGGUGUGUUGGGUUGUGAGCAAUUGGAAUGAGAAUUAUGCACGGGUGAAAUAUUACCGUGAACUGAAGAAUCACAUUGAAGUGGAGCUCUUUGGCAGUCAUGCUGGCCGUAGACUGAGCAGUGAGGAGUACAUAGCAAUGAUGAAAAGCUGUAAGUUUUAUCUGUCUUUUGAAAACACACUCCAAUGCUCUGAUCAUGUCGCUGUUGACUACAUGACAGAGAAAGUCUACAAUCCACUUCGUUUUGGCGUUGUGCCUGUGGUGUUGGGACCACCUCGAAGUUCAUAUGAAAAGUUCAUACCCAAAGAUGCUUUCAUUCAUGUAGAUGAUUUCAACACUCCCAAAGAGUUAGCCAAUUAUCUGCACAUGCUAAAUAAGGAUGAUGAGAAAUAUCUGCAGUUUUUUGGUUGGCGAAAACAUUUCAUAGUAACCAAAGUUGACUUUCCAUUAGAGCAUGCCUGUAGAGCGUGUCAGUAUAUACGUCAAAGAAAAGGCUUCCAAGUUUUUAAGAAUCUUAGCAAAUGGUACUGGGGAUGACAAUGAAUACUAUUGAUUGGUACUCAUCAUCAGAGAAAGAG
Molecule: messenger RNA, 1253 nt
Organism: Engraulis encrasicolus (European anchovy)
Lineage: Eukaryota; Metazoa; Chordata; Actinopteri; Clupeiformes; Engraulidae
Product: 4-galactosyl-N-acetylglucosaminide 3-alpha-L-fucosyltransferase 9-like
Exons: 3
Coding region: 103-1212 (369 amino acids)
Cellular component (GO): membrane
Molecular function (GO): alpha-(1->3)-fucosyltransferase activity
Source: RefSeq, a predicted model, not a curated record